GAAAUAAAAUGUCAGAUCACACACCUGAAGAACCCUCCACCCAUCAAAACCCCCUCUUUCAUCCCUCCAAAAUCAUUGAAUCACUAUUAACCCUCUCCAUUGCUACCCACUCCGUCAACAAGAUCUUGAGCAGGGCUUCAGCCCGUUCAGAGAUCAAGUUGAUCGAGUCACGCCAUAAGCAAUACUCAACUGACCUCAUGAUGAACAAUCUCAGAGUGAUGAUAGAUUCGAUGGUGAAGAGCAGAGAUCCAGCAGAGAUUACGGGGAGAUUUGAUGUGAAGGAGGAAAGUGAGGAGAUGUUUAGGAGAAGGAGUGGGAGUUUAGGGGCAGAUGAGAGGAAGGCGGAGGUGAAGGCUGUGGGAGAGAAAUAAAAUGACUCUUGCAUAUUCUCAGCCGUUUGUAGAGACUAAAGGGGGAGAGGAGGAAGAGUCGCAGGUGAAGAUUGAAGAAAAGAAGAAAUUGUUAAAGUAUUUUGAUGGUUGUCAGGACUGGACUUCAGAAGAAGAGCCAAAAGCUGCUAAAGCAGACUCUUUCCUUUCUGGGCAGGUUAAGCUGAAGCCUGAUCCUGCAUUUGAAAACCAAACAAGGGGUGUUAAAAGACGAGGAAUAAUGUUUAUUUCAAAAGCACCUACAAAGAAAACAGAGAGUGCUCGUUCGACCACCUCCUUCCUUGGACGUCAAGUAGCAGAACAGAUUUAUACUAGUCAGGCUUUGACAGAGAGAAUCACUGAGCAGAUACCCCUCACUGAUCUUCCACCAGAAGAAGAGGAGGAAGUUUCUAUUCAAAGAAUGAGAGCUACAAAGCUCAGAGAAUCAAUGAGAAAAGAAAAAGACAUGAAAGAAAGAAUGGAAAUUCAAAGAAGAAAUGAAGAAAUAGCCAGGAAGAAUAAAGCAAAUUUUGAUAAAUUACCUAAAAACUAUACCUAUGACUACCAAGGAAGCCUUGUAUUCGUAAGAAAGCCUAACUCUGAACAACUUCCAGGCGAUUUCCAUGUCCCAAAAAUUGCCAAAAAGUCACUCAAAAAACUAAAAAUUCCAAAAUAAGCUUGGAUUAGACACAACUGAUGAACUCCUUUUAAAACAUUUUUCUAACAAGCAAGGGAAUGGAAAGCUUAAACUGAAAUCUUCGUCCAAAGGUUCCAAGAAUUACCAAAACCCUCUUGACAGACCUGGAUUCAAAGGAAUGGAAAAUGCAAUUGAACCUGGAGGAUCUAAUUUUGAAAGCAUGAUUGCCUCAGAUGGAGUUUCUAUAAAAGAAGGUACUAAGAGCAAGCUUGGAAAGCCAGCAAGGUAUAGUAUGAACCACUCGAUGACUCGUCAAGAAUACCUCAACGAUAGCACCCAAAGCUUGACUCUUAACAACAAAACUCUCGAUUUCACCCUCCCUAGCUUCAAAGACCCCUCACAAGACUCAAUCCUCGACCUAAACUCUUCUCUAAACCCCCUUCCCCUCGAAGACUCCGCCCUACACCCUCCUCCCGAACCCCUCUCCGUCUCCAAAAGCCACCAAAUCCUGCCUCCAAUCUCCAUGCCCAACCUCCCCCACACUCUCUCCCAAUCCCUUCACCAGACCUCUUCACUCUCAAGAUCUUUCCUGACUGACAAAGUCACAAUUCCUCCUAAAAAUCUCCCCUUCGUGCAGAAAUCUUUAGUAAUUCCUAGCCUGAAAACCUCCCGGUCGCACGCUUCAGUGAAAUCUUUCUUGCCGAAGAACCCGCCGCCGUUGAGUAGGUUCAACCCGUUGCCGGCCAAGGUGGAUACUGGACUUAAGCUAGGAAAUCACGGUUCUUCAAGCUUGGGAAGGAUUGUCAAAAGAGAUUCUCUCAGGUAUGAAAAAGAGGACUAUAAGGGCGGUUUUGGACCAGAAGAAGUAGCCAAGAAGUUCAAUGAUUUCAACAGAGCAUUGCUUGUUGGCAAUGGAGGAGAGAUAAUGAAGGGGAAAGUUGCCAGGAAACCUAUAAUCAAUCGUAAUCAUUUAGACUCUUGGAGAGCGAGAUAA
Moneuplotes crassus is the source of this 1999-nucleotide messenger RNA. Lineage: Eukaryota; Ciliophora; Spirotrichea; Euplotida; Euplotidae. The record is from the annotation of a GenBank genome assembly.